UCUGGACCUGCUGCGCCCGCGUCGCAGAUUACGUCAGAAUUGGUGCUUUAUUUGGCAGUCAUAAACAAAAACUGUCCAAAUAUAUUCGUAAUCAAACGACUGAAAAACGAGGAGAGAACACAGUCCACAGCCGAGCAGUUACAUAAGCUUCUACGGAGAUAGAGAUUCCGACAGUACCUCAAGUCAGCGAAAAAAGUGUAUCGCUUGCAAUAAUCACAACAGCACGGACAAAAUUAUGGGAGUGUGGUAAAAAAAAGUUGCAUGCACAAUACGCAACUUAUAAUCUAUACAUGAUAUCGGCGAAAAGAUACGAGCAAUACAUCAUCGCAAUACAUCUACGAGAUAUCGCUGUCGCGAUGUUCGAUGUACCUGUCAACUGCAUGCGUCUACGUAAUGCACGUGCACGGAAUCUAUCCCGCCGCCCGACCCGGACGGAUUCGGCGCUACUGCGAAUGAUACCAGCUCACUCGCGAGCGAGUUAGCCAACCAAGCAGUCAGCCAGUCAGUCGGCGACAUAAAGAGCGACCGCGGGAGCGCCAGUCAACAAUCGGACGCGGUAGCGAACAUCGCCGAAAUGGCUCGCGAUGACGGUGAGCGGCCGACGACGGCUGCAUCGACGACUGCAUCGACAACUGCAUCGACAGCCGCAUCGACGACCGACGACGAACCGAGCAGAACGACCAUCAUCACGUGGAAUCGCUGUAAGGAGCUGCUGCUCGACUUUCACUUGAAUGCCGAUCGGAUAUUUUACCGGAUCGGAUUUAGUAUAGCUACAAAGCCAUGGCUUUGGAUACUCAUGACCCUUUGUCUAAACCUCGUUUGUGGCUUGGGAUUAUUACUCUGGAAGGAGGAGAUUGACGAGAUUGAACUCUACCUGCCAACGGAUUCUGUAAUUCGCAAGGAUGCUUUGUGGGUAAAGGAGCACUUUCGGGACGAUCUCAGAUCUGAAAGCAUCAUAAUCGUUGCCCCCAACAUACUGGAUCCCGAAGUGCUGCGAUCGAUUCAAGAUAUCGAGAGAGAUGUGAAAAGCAUAGUCGUAAAAAAUAACACUUGGAAAGAUGUGUGUGCUGGCUACUUUACAUGGUUUCAAGAAGAUGAUAAAUGGGAAACUAUGGAUAAAACCGAUUUCCCCGAAGGAUAUCUGCCUAUUAUAAAUGAGACGAUGGGAAAAGACCCUUGUAUUUACAAAACACUCUUGAAAUUAUGGCAGAAAAACGGUAACGAAAGUAUUGAAAAAUUAACGAAAAAAGAGAUACUUAGGGACAUUUCCAUGACUUUGCAAAAUACGAAUACCAAAGAUAUAUUAUCCGAUAUCGCGCCAUUAUUGGGAGGUAUCGAAUAUGACGCGAACGGCAAGGUGAAGGGCGCAAAGGCGACAUUAAUGUACUGGUUGCUGAAAAAAAGUAAUCCACACUCACCAGAAUGGGAGACUGAGUUCAUUGAGAGAGUACUACAUUCGAAUCGCACCUUACCACCGGGCAUGGAGAUCUAUGCGGUGACACUGCGCAGCUACCAGGACAUACUGCACGAGGUGAUCAACAGCAACGUGACCGUGUUAUUUUGCGGCAUAUCGCUGAUCCUGAUCUAUGUAAUCGUGAUGAUUGGUCGAUGCAAUGUGAUUCAUCAACGGAUAUAUCUUUCUCUCAUGGGCAUCUCCGUGGUUGGUCAAGCUAUCCUGUCGUCCUACGGAGUCUGUUAUUACAUGGGGUUUUUCUAUGGACCCGUACACCCGGUUCUGCCAUUUCUGUUGCUCGGCAUUGGCGUCGACGACAUGUUUGUCAUCAUGCAGAACCUCGAGAUUAUGUCGGAAACGGACAAGUCCUCGGAUAUUUCUACCCGUAUCGCGAAGUCUAUUCAAAUAUCAGGUAUGUCCAUUACCGUUACAUCUUUCACCAACAUGGUAGCUUUCGCUAUCGGCAUGACGACGGUCUUGCCUUUCUUAAAAUCCUUCUGUAUGUUCGCCGCAAUGGGUAUAUUGUUUCUUUACAUCUACGAGAUCACAUUCUUCGUCAGCUGUCUGGUAUUCGAUGAAAGACGAUUGGCAGCGAAGAAAGACGGUUGUUGUUGCCGACCACGUCCCAAUUGGAGACAGAAUGAAUGCAGUAAACAAAACUUUCAGAGGUCCAUCUUCGAAAAAUACGUCGGACCUUACAUGAUGAAAACAUCUGUGAAAACGAUUAUUCUGCUAGUCACCGCUUCUUUGUUAGGCAUCAAUGUGUGGGCGAUAUUUCAAUUAACUCAGAACUUUGAUCCACUUGUGUAUCUGAAUCAGGAAUCUUACCCUAUACAGUUUCACAAUAAAUUAAAGGAAUACUUUCCCAAGAACGGUAAACAUGUCAACAUAUACUUGACGGGUGUAAAUUAUUACGAGGAUCAUCAAGCGCUGGUUCAGUUGGCGGACAUUCUCAUGCAAAAUCCGUACAUCAAUAAUCAUACUCUCGACCCAUGGUUUAUGGCGUACCAAAAAUGGUUGAACAAAACCAACAAAGCACGAAAUGUAGAGGACAAAGAUGAAUAUUACAAUCAUCUCACGGAAUUUCUCUUGUUCUCUGUAAAGGGCCGAGCAUAUAUCCAGGAUAUGAAAUUCAGCAAAUUACCCUUUAAUGACUAUAAUAUCACAACAACGCAGAUUCCAGUGCAACAUAUCCCCAUAAGCACGACAUCCGAUCAAAUAAAGGCUAUGCAAUCGCUGAGAAACGGCAUAAAAUGCGUGAAUUUUACUGAAGGAUACGAGUAUAUUGCGAUUUAUUCGUUGGAUUAUAUAACAUGGGCAUCGAAUAAGAUUAUCGGUGAAGAAUUAAUCAGGAACUUGAGUCUGGAGAUUGUGGCGGUAGGAUUAGUAACGUUAGUGUUACUUAGGAAUUUAAUUACAACGUUUUGGGUAAUAUGUUGCGUGUUUUUCACACUCAUCGAUCUUCUGGGUUCGAUGUACUUCCUAGGAUUGACCGUCGAAAUCUCGUCGACCAUUAUGAUCUUGCUUUGCGCAGGAUUGGCAGUUGAUUAUGCUUCACAUAUUGGACUAGAGUUCAUACGCUCGAGCGGCAGUAAACAAGAACGCGCAUUGACAACGCUCAGUGUUAUUGGACCGGCAGUAUUUAACGGUGGUUUGAGCACAUUCAUCGCCUUUGUCCUGUUAGGUUUUAGCAAAGCUUACGUUUUCAUGACUUUCUUUAAGCUAUUCACAUCAGUAGUGCUGUUUGGUUUGUUUCACGGGUUGCUAUUUCUGCCCGUAAUAUUGAGUUUGGCGGGACCCGGCGAAAGAAAGCAACCUAGUACGAUAAAAGAUCAGAGUAUACACCAUAACGGCUACUUUACCGUCCGUCUAUCCCAAAAUGAAAAAGAUAUAGAAGAAACGCUUGCUAAAUGAUAAUUAGCAAUGCUUUAAGAGGCUGCUUUAGGUAAAACAUUUUCUAGGUAAUUUUAUAGUGCUGGAAUUUACAUGGAACAUAUGCAUAUAUGUUACAUUUUAUGGAACAUAUGCAUAUAUGUUACAUUGAGAUAUAACAUAUGCGUCUGACUCUCU
This is a messenger RNA of Camponotus floridanus (Florida carpenter ant), 3523 nucleotides long. Its product is annotated as patched domain-containing protein 3. The record is from RefSeq and is a predicted model, not a curated record. Gene Ontology annotation, cellular component: membrane. Lineage: Eukaryota; Metazoa; Arthropoda; Insecta; Hymenoptera; Formicidae. The transcript has 13 exons. The coding region runs from base 575 to 3367 and encodes 930 amino acids.